This is a messenger RNA of Xiphophorus hellerii (green swordtail), 1089 nucleotides long. Its product is annotated as serine/threonine-protein phosphatase 2A 56 kDa regulatory subunit delta isoform-like. The record is from RefSeq and is a predicted model, not a curated record. The transcript is spliced from 3 exons. NCBI's taxonomy places the organism in Eukaryota, Metazoa, Chordata, Actinopteri, Cyprinodontiformes, Poeciliidae. Bases 666 to 929 code for a protein of 87 amino acids.
CAGCGCCAUGUUGACGGAAGUUCAGGACCAUGAACUUCCGGACAAAUAGCGACCACCGAUUGGUCAGUUGCUGACAAACCGCCUAAACUGACUGACAAGUGGCAUCAUGUCAAUUGUUCUUAGGAGGCAGCGCGGCUUUGGAUGGCAAGUAGUGAAAGAAGUCUUUUUGUCCUGGUUGUGCGGAUGUAAACAAUAACCUUCUACAUGCAGUGUGUCUAUAAAACUCAUGGCCAUCUAAAAUCUAAUGCUAAAUUAAUAUCAUAAUUCCUGAAAAGUGAGUAAAGCACAGUCUAAAAGUUGAUGUUUCUUUAUAUAUUUUGUCUGUUGUUUUACAAAGCCAUAAGUUAACGCUCUUUGGCCUGGAGAAUGUCUUUUCGCCUGACAACACUGCCCUCUGGUGGCGCAGUUUGCGCCCUGCAUCUGGGCAGCUGCCUAUGACUCAGGCUGCGAGGCGCCUCGAAGUGCCGCAGCAGUAAGUUGGUCGUCAGGAUUUCCCUCCAACAAAGCGUGACUUGUGUCGGACAGCCAGCCCAGCGGGAUGGCACCUUUCUGAGGCUCGGACCGCGUCACAUGGCGCAUGGAUGGACAGCGGGAAAAGCCUGAUCACAGUGGAAACAUCCGAGUGAGACAACACUUCCACCGACUCUGGGGGUUUUCAUCUCAAGAUGCCUCACAAGAGCAAAAAAGAAAAGGAAUCCUCCAAAUCGGGAAGACCGAAAAAAGCUGGAAGCAAAAAUGGACCUUCAGGGGAAGAAGAGGGUUCAGGUAAGAAGGCGCCCCCUGCAGCUCAGCUGUUGAGGGUGAAGCAGGCCGGGUCCCACUCAGCGGUGAAGAGAGAGAAGAGGUUCAGCACCUCCUCAUUCCCCCUCAGCGCUAACAGAGAGCUGCAGAAACUUCCAGCUCUCGCAGGUAUAUUGAGUCUAAGCUGAAGUUUUAAAAUGUUUCAAGGUGUUUUAUGUCUAAUUUUAACCAGUUUGUAAAAAUAACAGUCGAGGAAUACAAUUUGAAGAUUGCAUUUAUGUAAAUAAAAUUCAGAGUCAUAUUGAAGAUCUUAUGCUUUCUUGAACAGGUUAGGAUAGAUCUAUGGCA